Messenger RNA from Clonostachys rhizophaga, 186 nucleotides. Lineage: Eukaryota; Fungi; Ascomycota; Sordariomycetes; Hypocreales; Bionectriaceae. The record is from the annotation of a GenBank genome assembly.
AUGUUCACAGAUCAAUGUGUUCGGAUUGGACUGAAGGUGAUUGAAGAGAUGCAAGUCGUGCAGAUGUUCGGAACAAGAGCGAAUCAGGACGAGGCACAAAUCUCCCAACACGCCAUGGCUGGCAAAACUUCAUUCAACAUUGAGAUCACGUCGUCACAAAACCAGGUCGCUGCGCCGUCUCUGUAA